Parasteatoda tepidariorum (common house spider) is the source of this 1512-nucleotide messenger RNA. RefSeq names its product dietary and metabolic glutamate transporter-like. The record is from RefSeq and is a predicted model, not a curated record. Gene Ontology annotation, cellular component: membrane. Gene Ontology annotation, molecular function: transmembrane transporter activity. NCBI's taxonomy places the organism in Eukaryota, Metazoa, Arthropoda, Arachnida, Araneae, Theridiidae. Gene Ontology annotation, biological process: monoatomic anion transport; transmembrane transport.
CUUGCCCGGCCCGAGGAUAGUGAACUAGCUAAUCAUACGAUAGAAAUGAUCCUAUGAAAUAUAGAGUCUACUGUAUAAAAAAGCUAUCUUCAUUACUAAAUUUUGAGUCGUCUCGCUUAAUCCGUAAUCCGCAUCAUCCGUUUGCGGUUAAUGAAGUACAAAAAAUGCAUCUUCAUUUCCAGCAUUUCAUGUUAUUAAUCUUAAUCAUUCGUAAAUAAAUUAAGUAAGAAUUGUGAACAUUUUCAGGGUCUGCCUUUUGCAGCAUUAUCAAUUUUAUCUGCUCGAUGGUUCCCGAAGCCGGAAAAAGGUUUUCUUUCUACAUUCAUUUUCACCGGCUAUCCUGUGGGAAAUUUUCUAGGCAGUGUGAUAUCUGGACCAGUUUGCGCACUGAAGUUGGAUAAUGGUUGGCCAUGGGCUUUCUACAUAAUGGGUUUCUUUGGAAUUUUCGUUAGCAUUCUCAUCAUGAUUUUCUAUGUUGAAUAUCCAAGAGAUGAUCCCAACAUUUCAGAAAAUGAACUGAAAUAUAUAUUAGAAAACAUAAGUUCAACAGAUGAAGCUGAACGUUCUCCUACACCAUGGAGAGAGAUACUCUCUUCGGUUUCUACUUACUCUUUGAUGAUUCCAAUGUUUGGACAAUACUGGAUGAAUUAUUAUCUUUUGACUGUACAGCCAUUGUUUAUGGAUGAUGGUCUCAAUAUACCUGUCAAAGAGAAUGGGCUUUUCACCUCAGCACCUCAAGUUGUGCAGGCUAUUGCAAGUCUGACUGCAUGUUGGUUUUCUCUCUGGAUUAAUAAAAAUGAUACUUCAAAAAUAAAUCUCGCUAGAAAAGGAUGCAAUUCACUUGCUGUAAUAUUGUUUAUAUUUGGACUUGGAGGUAUGUAUAUGUCAGGAUGUGAUAUUAUGUGGAAUAUUGUCUUCCUGUUCUUUUGUAAUGCAGGUCUAGGUUUUACUUUUGGAGGAUGUCUAAUAGUUGCUGUUGACAUGACGCCUACAUAUUGUGGUCCUUUCAUGGGAUUCCUUAGCACAAUAGCUAGCUUAUCCGGAUUUAUAUUGCCUAUUCUGACUGGACAAUUAACAAAAUAUGAACAAACACUGGCGCAAUGGCAUAAAUUGUUUCUGAUAACUAUGAUUAUUGCAACAUUGGACGGUGUGGUGUUUCUUCUAUGGGGUUCAGCGGAGAUUCAAUCUUAUGACCCAGCUUACCAGAAAGAAAAAUCAUCAGAAAUUACUUCUACGCAUUUAUGACUACAUCAAAGGAUUUAAAGAAUACUGAUUUGGUUAAAAACAUUUUAAAAUAAUUCCAAAAGAGAGUUUUAAAACAAUUUAAUUCAUCAGAAGUACCACAACUUGUAUGUUUGUAAUAUUUCUUUUAAGCAUUCAAAUUCCACAAAGAUUCAACCUUGUAAUCCAGUUUAUAAAAAAGAAAGAACAUUCUCAUCUCAAAGUGAAAUGAAUAUAGCAUAAUUUGGCUCAUGUCAUUUUUGACAACAUUAAAGGAUUUAAAGAUUUCUA